UUUCAGUGAUUUAAUCUUUUCGGUUAUCCAUAAUACUAGUUCUUGAUGGGAAUCAAUGCUGGCAUUUUAGCUAUUGGUGGCAGCCCUGAAAAUUUGGGGAAUUUUUGCUAUUUGAAGCAGCAGCAAAGGGUGAUUUGAUGCUGUUUUUGAAUUUUCUUUGUUGCUUUGGAAAAUAGCCCAUGAUUCUGAUAUGGAAUAAAAUUUUGACAUGCUUGAAACUUUUAAUAAUCAUCCCAGUAACUGUGCAUGCAUUAUUUUGAAGUUUGUUAUAAUCGGUGAGAGAGAGAGUUAGAGCAAGUUUAGCCCUGAUACUUUGAGCAAUAUUUGCCAUACGAAGUAGCAGGAAGAGUAUUUGAUACUGUUUUUGUAUCAUCCUUUUUGCUUUGAAAAUUUGCCACGAUUCUGACAUGAAAUGAAAUUAUGACAUGCUUGAAAUGUUUAAUAAUCAUCUCAACAACUUUUAAUCAUUUUGAGGUUUGUUAUUAUCAUUUCGGAUUAAUAAUUGUUUAAGUGGUAGUUUGAUCUACAUGUGGGCCUUGCCAAUACGGCACAGACAAUUAGAGCAUAUUUACUUUUGGUGUGGGAUGUUGGUUACCGUGCAGCUUAAUGCAUGUCGGUGACAAUGAUAAUAGUCACCCUUACACGAGUCUUGAUUUAUUUGUCUUUAAAAAGCAUGUCAAUAAUGAGACAGUAUAUAUAAGAUACUUGUCAUUCAUGGAAAAUGGCAUGUAUUAAAUGGUCCAUAAUGCAAUUACAUCAUCAUGUCAAAUUUUGCCAGAUUUGUAUGUAAUAAUUCUAUACAGUUUGAUUUUUAUGGUGUUUAAUCUCGUGAGCUCAAGGCAUGCUCGUUUCCAUGGCUUUAUUGUAAGAAAUAAUUAUUAUAUUGUAGAUGGAUAUGCUUUCUCCUAGGAAGGGAAAAAUUUGUGGAAGCUUGUUGCCUAGUUUAAUCAGAUAUUGAUGAUAGUAAAGUGGUAUUUUAAUAUUGGGAAAGUGUAAUUGGUUUUGCAAUAGAUAUAAGAAAAUAAUAUAUACUAGUAUUUGUGCUAAUAAAAUAAUUUAGCCAGAACAAUUUUGAUCUUCUAUAAAUUGUAAUAUCUGCUUGACUUAUAUAUUUGUUUGCACGUUCGACUGGUUUGUUAAAUGAACAGCAUGGAGCGGAUUAUUUAUCAUGGAUUGCAAUUUAAAGUCUGGAAGAGUCUUCUAUCAAGACUUAUGCAUUCUUAGAUAAUGGCCAUUUAUGUGACAUGACUAAAUAAACAUACCUAAGCUGGGAUAUGGAGCACAUCUGGAAUGCAUCCAGAUUACUUCCAAUUUUGAGAAGGCUAAAUUGAGCAUCGGAAAUGGCAAUUUACUUUGUGCGUCUCAUGCAACUGAUUUACUUGAGAUUUGUGGCAAGGUCUCUGAUUGCUAAAUUGCAGUAUUGGUUUCUCACCCAUUAGUUGCCUGUACGUUGAUAUCCUAAUGAUUACAAUGUUGUAAUAUGGUUUUGUCAUUGAACAAGUGGAUUUGGUAAUGUUUGUAUUCUUAUGCUUGAUAUGGUUGUUGCUCUCAUAUAGCUUUCAUUUUGAGAUAAUAUUUUAUUUACAUCUUGCUAUAUGUCUUUAACAUCACAUCCUACCAUUCUUAGAAUUGCAAAGCCGUUAUGAUAUGCCCUCUCAUCAAAUUGGUUAUUGUCAAAUCUGGCUUGCCAUGAUCAUGACAUUUUUCUCGACAUGAUAAUAUGCAGUAUUUAGAUCCAGCUGGUUUAAGUGGACAUGGACUGCGCUUCGCUCUUGUUUCAAUUUCUAGCUGUGGAAUCACAUGUGAGAUCCAUCCGAGUAUCGACAGUUGAUUGGAUCUCUGAUGUACCUAGUCAAUACUAGACCAGACAUAUGUUUUGCUGUGAAUGCUCUCAGUCAGUUCAUGAGCCUACCCAAGCAUGUUCACCUGGUUGCUGCCAAGCAUAUCCUAAGAUAUUUGCAAGGCACUAUUGGUUUUGGGUUGAAGUAUCCACUUAACACUCCAAUAACCUUGGAAGGUUAUUCUGAUGCAGACUGGGCUGGAAGCGUCAAAGACAGGAAAAGUACCUCUGGUAUUUGCUUUAGCUUGGGUUUUGCAGUGAUCUCUUGGGCUUGCAGAAAACAAUUCUCAGUGGCUUUGAGUACUGCUGAAGCUGAGUAUAUUGCUGCAAGUGUAGCUUCCAGAGAAGCAAUAUGGCUUCGUAAGCUUCUUGCUGGACUGUUUGGUCAACCAUGGGAUCCCACAGCCAUUCACUGUGAUAACCAGAGUUGUAUUAAAAUGUCUAACAAUCCAGUGUUUCAUGACAGGUCAAAACAUGUGGAAACUCAUUUUUAUUAUAUUCGGGACAUGGUACAAAGAGGUGCCAUUCAGCUGAAGUAUGUCAGCACUGAUGAGCAGGUUGCGGAUAUUCUUACCAAGCCUCUAGCAAAAGUGAAGUUCGUGUACUUCAGGGAUAGACUUUGUAUUGUGGAAAAUGAAUCUCCAAUUGAGAGGGAGUCUCUAGUGCAGUGAUACCUUGUAUUGUAUAAAUCCACCCUUUGCGGGAAAUGUAAGGUGGUAAUGUAAACUUUUCAAGGAGAAGCAUAAACCAUCCUCUGCGGGCAAUGUAAGAUGGUGUUGUAAAUGUUAACCACCCUCUGCGAGCAAUGUAAGGUGGUAUUGUAAACUUCUCAAGGAGAAGUGUGAUUAUUAACCAUCCGCUGCGGGCAAUGUAAGAUGGUAUUGUAAAUGUUAACCACCCUCUGCGGGCAAUGUAAGGUGGUAUUGUAAACUUCUCAGGGAAAAGUAUAAACUUAAAACCAUCCUCUGCGGGCAAUGUAAGAUGGUAUUGUAAUCUAUGACCAUCCUCUGCGGGCAAUGUAAGAUGGUAAGCAAAGGAUCCUCUCCACCCUCUGUGAGCAAUGCAAGGUGGAUCCAGUCUAUGCUUGUGUGCAAGCUGGAAGAUUAUGAUUAUGAUUCUAUUCCCUAAUUAAGAGGGAGUUUUGGUUGUAAUUAGGGCCAGCGGAUUCCUAUUGCUUUAGGCAACAUUGGAAUCCGCCCCCCUUUAUAUAGGGCUAGGCCCUUCACCCUCGGCACUUAAGGUUGCUCGCCACAAACCAAUAUAAAACGCCUCCUUGAUAGGGCCGACCCCAUUAAGGCAAAUUAAUGGAAAGCGAUAAAUAGUUUAAAGGUUAAAGAAGGCCGACAUGUUUAGGGAUCUAAUUGUCACCUAUAAAAGCAUCACCUUCCUUUCACUUAUAUCAAUCAAGUUUAUGCAAGUAAAACAUCCUUGGUGAAUAGCAAACUUUAUCAAAGUCUUACAUAGAGGCAGCGAACUUCAUAAAGAGAGGCAGCGAACUUACAUAGAGGCAGCAAACUUCCAUAAAGCCAGCGAACUUCUAUAUAGAGGCAGCGAACUUCAUAAAGACUGCAACCAGCCAAUAGCAAACCUCACAUGUUGUAGCAGAUCCAAAUUGGAGGGUGCAAACUUGAUCUAAUAGCAACAUAUCUUACCUUGAAGUCAGCAAACUCUCUUAGAGACAACAGAUCAUCAUACAAAAUUGAAGACUCCAAUAAAAGGGCUGGAAUCAUAUAAGGAGGACUAUAACCUAAUCAUUCCUCCCUCAUGGUGACUGUAAAAGUAGAUAAGUGUAUAACUUCCUAUUGAAUUCUAAUCAUAAAUCAAAUCUGAGGAUCCUUUGGUUGGGUUUUUCCUCCUAGGAGGUUUUCCCAGGGUAA
This is a messenger RNA of Cryptomeria japonica (Japanese cedar), 3717 nucleotides long. Its product is annotated as secreted RxLR effector protein 161. The transcript is spliced from 2 exons. Bases 1843 to 2511 code for a protein of 222 amino acids. NCBI's taxonomy places the organism in Eukaryota, Viridiplantae, Streptophyta, Pinopsida, Cupressales, Cupressaceae. The record is from RefSeq and is a predicted model, not a curated record.